CGUGUUAACGCACAAUAGGAAACAUCCCCGCUGCUAAUUUGUAGUUUGGUUGCGUGUGUGACUGCAACCUUCCUGGAAAGGGGCACAACCCUCACGGGUGGAGUGUAUCCUGGGUGUGGGAGCGCCACCCGGCUUCCGGGCGGCAAGGAGAUGCUGUGGGGUCUGAAACCUACACGCACGCCGGACCCAGAACUACCUCACCCCCGGUUGUAGCAAGUUACGCGACUUUCGCGCGCAACAAAGCAACGAAAAUGCCUACACCAGAUCUGCGCCCCUCUUACCGACUUGUAUCAAGCGCUCUGGAACAGGCUGCCCUCCUACUAGGCUGCUCGAGCCCUAGCGCGCAGAAUGCCCAGCAGCAGCAACAACAACCAAACCGACAGCGAAAGCAGGCUCAGGCUCAGCGCAGCCGGCACCGCGGCGAGGCGCAACGGCCCGCCAGGGCAGGCCAAGGCCCGGCCGCAACUUCACCUCUCCAAGCCAGCAGCCAGGAGCUGCUUGCAACGUGUUACGAGCUGCUAUCCCCGGGCAUCAGCGCCCUAUCAGAGGCUGCGUGCCCGGAGCCUCAUCGAGCAGUCGAGGCGGUUCCCCUCCUAGCGGAGCUCCGCAUCGUUCCGCGGUCCGCCGCACUCCUGACAGCUCUCAUCCGCCAAGCAUCAGUCCCAACUGCUGCCGAGCCCGGAAGAGAAGGCUACCUUGCAACAUCAUCCGCAGCAGCAGCGGCGGCUGCAAUUGCUUCCAAUGCUCCCGCCUCUCCUGCCGCUGCAGCUGCUGCUACCGCUCCCACGUUUCUUGUUCCGGGACCAACGACGGCAACACCCGAAGACUCCGACCCCGGCCACCACCACCACCACCAGCACCAGCUGCAAGCCCUCCUAGCGCUCGCAACCCUGCUCCUCAAGCUCCUGGGCCACUGCGCCGUGCUGCUGCAUGCGGCCUCCCCCUCGGCUCCGCCGCCGCCGCCGCCGUCCAAAUCCAAGUCAGCCUCCUCCGCCUCCACCUCCGCCAUCACUGCAACCGCCACCACCACCGUCUCCGCCUGUGCGGAGUUGCAGCAGCAGCUGGGCGAUAUCGCAGUCGGCAGCGCAGCCGCCGCCUGGGUGCAUGUCGUACACUCCCGCGCUUGGCCUCUGUUACUACUGCCACGGGCUCCGGAGUCGCCGCUGCAGCUGGAUGAGCAGCAGCAACAGGCAUCCUGGCCCCCGUCGCCAUCACCACCACCACCAGCAGCGGCUGCAUCGACAUCGACAGCAUGCACGUCAUCAUCAUCCUCAUCUCCCUCUUCUUCCGUGUCUCCGGCGCCCUCACCGCCCGCCCAGGAAGCCUCGACCGGGGAAGGUCACGCCCCACACGCCUCCGAACCACCCUCGGAUCUGAACCCGGGGCCGUCAGUGGGGAUCAGCAGCUGCACCACCAAUGUAACCACCCUGCUACGACAGCAACAACAACAGCAACAACAACCGCGUCACGAGCCUUCCUCGCCCGGUGCUUCACCACCUCCUGAAGUCUCGAGGACGCCUGGGAGACCACCGCCACCACCACCGGCACCACCACAACUACCACCUGCUCAUGCAGCCGACGUGCAGGCGGAGUCGGAGCAUGAGCUGUGGCAGCACUCCUGCGCCCUGCUGCGCGCGGCAGCUGGCUUGCUGGGUGAGCUGGCGCUACUCGGCACUCGGCUGCUGCGGCUGCCGCCCGAUAGCAGCAGUAGCAGCACCUCACACCACCAACAGCAGCAGCAACAGCACAAUCUGCGCAUGCAGCGGCUACCCAAGCAGCCGAAGCAGCAGACCCAGCAGCAGCAGACCCAGCAGAUGUAUCUGGACUGGUGCCAGCAGCUGCCGGCGCUGCUGAGGGGCAGCGGUCUGCUAGCUGCCCUGUGCGGUGCGCUGCUGGGCGCACCCCCGCAGCCCCCGCAACCGUUGUUGGGAGUGCGUGUGGUGCAUGAGGGGCACCUUGGGGGGCAACAUGACGACAGCCACCAUCACCAUCCCCACCAAGCCGGUGCUGCUGCUGCUGCUGUUGACGCUGCGACUUCUGUUGCUGCUGACGUCAUGAUUUUGGAGAUGCGGCCCGACACAGCAGAUCUGUACGAGGCAGUCAGUGUCGUACUGUGUGCCAUGGGGCAAAUCAUGUUGCUGCCCGGCUUACAGCAGCAGCGACCGCAGCAGGAUGAGGC
This is a messenger RNA of Astrephomene gubernaculifera, 2179 nucleotides long. Lineage: Eukaryota; Viridiplantae; Chlorophyta; Chlorophyceae; Chlamydomonadales; Astrephomenaceae. The record is from the annotation of a GenBank genome assembly.